UUACCUCACUUGAAGCACGAGAAAAGUAGUGCUGUUAAUUCGGGAUAAUAGCAUGUCGGCCCAGUGUUGCAAAGCCAUAAACACAGGGAAAGCAGGCGGUUGUCCUCUUGCUAAUGUUGGAUCAGCUGAUUUUUCACCAAAAUGAGGUUCCGGUUUUGCGGAGACCUUGAUUGCCCAGACUGGGUUCUGGCUGAAAUCAGCACAUUGGCAAAAAUAUCUUCGGUGAAAAUGAAGCUUCUCUGUGCUCAAGUGCUGAAAGACCUUGUGGGUGAAGGAAUUGAUUACCAGAAGAUCACAAAGCUAACGUCAGAUGCCAGGUUUGAAAUCGGUGAUGUCAAGGCUAGUAUUGCAGUCCUGAGUUUCAUACUGUCCAGUGCAGCAAAGCACAAUGUGGAUGGAGAGUCCUUGUCAAGUGAAUUACAGCAGCUUGGUCUUCCCAAAGAACAUGCAACAGGGUUAUGCAAAUCAUAUGAAGAUAAGCAGACUGCAUUGCAGGAGAAACUAAAAGACUGCAGCUUAAGAUUAAACAAACUGGACUCUGUGUCUUGGAGAGUGGAUUACACAUUGAGCUCCAGUGAACUCAAAGAAGUGAACGAGCCCUUAAUUCACAUCAAGUUUAACAUUCGUAAUGUGGACGCAGGCAAGUUGGAGCCUACUGUAAUGUCAGUAUCUGCAGACAAGUUUAGAGUUUUAUUAACAGAACUCAGGCAAGCACAAGCAAUGAUGAAUUCCUUGAACUAAAACCAUUCCACACAGUUUGUCCUGGAACUGGAGAGGAGACAGUGAGCAUUUGAGAGCGUAGUAUUGUGCUGUCUGUCCCUUGAGAAACACCUGGUGGUUACAACAUUCUUUGUUAGUUCACUUGAGCAUAUGGCUCCUAGUUCUUCAAAUAAUUUGAUAAAUCGUUUAUAUUCAUAUAUUUUAUAUGAAUUUAUGGAAUUCAGAUGUUAACAUUACUGCUUGGCUCAAGGCAGAGAUAAUAUAAACAUUUCUGUGCUGAUGUCAUCCAUUUUGUAGCUUUUCAUUCUUUUUCUCAUUGUCUUAAACUAGCACAGGACAUUCACUGAGUUUGGGAAGGAAAAACUUUUUUUUUUCACCAACUGUCAUUUAGUGUUACAAGUUACUCAAACAUUCCACUUCAUGUACCUGUGCAUAGAAUCUUUUCAUGAACAGAGGAUAAGAGGUACAAUUACUGAUUGUGUCAUUCUGAAAAGUGCCCAGAUAUGUAGACUAUUUAUCAAUCUGAUGUUAUUUACUCAAACUGUGCAAAAGUAUAGCGCAGUUUCAUAUUAUUCCUUUUUAAAUGUGAAUUCAGUAUAAGUUCACAUAAGACUGCAUCUCCCUCAUUUGUCAGACAUUACCUGCAUAGCCAACAAAACUAAAUGCUAUUUUAUUGCAUCUGUCAGUGUUACUGCACUUAGUCCAUCUCAUUCUGAGUCCUUUCACGAGGGUACCUGGGUUUGUAACCUUGAUUGUGGAGAUUAGUGUGCAUCUUCUACAUGCUUUCAGACAUCUCUUUACUUUCUUCAGAUGUGUUUUCCUGUUAAUGUUGUGUUUUAUGACCUUUCAGUCUGUACUGCAUUUACAUUGGUCAUUGUUUAAUAGAAUAGACUGUAGAAUUAUUACCUCUGAGAAAUUGUUUUAUAUAUGAUAUACUUCUUUUAUACACUGCUGUGUUUACUACUGUUUACCCCAUAUGAUUUGUACCACAUACUUACUGAUUUAUAUUAACUGCAAGGCUCACUGUAGACCGUGUUAUAAAGAUGUACUGCAUAUGUAAUGGUUUGCACUCUAGGUCACCCCUGUAAUGUGGUAUUUGUCUCUCUAGAGCUAUUUCUGUAAAAAAAAAAAAAUUAUACAUAAUUAAAAUGUGUCCAAAGCUA
Protopterus annectens (West African lungfish) is the source of this 1883-nucleotide messenger RNA. RefSeq names its product COMM domain containing 4 (gene COMMD4). NCBI's taxonomy places the organism in Eukaryota, Metazoa, Chordata, Ceratodontiformes, Protopteridae. The record is from RefSeq and is a predicted model, not a curated record. The coding region runs from base 142 to 741 and encodes 199 amino acids. The transcript is spliced from 8 exons.